Chelonoidis abingdonii (Abingdon island giant tortoise) is the source of this 1238-nucleotide messenger RNA. It is a transcript of the gene HAAO, whose product is annotated as 3-hydroxyanthranilate 3,4-dioxygenase. NCBI's taxonomy places the organism in Eukaryota, Metazoa, Chordata, Testudines, Testudinidae. Gene Ontology annotation, biological process: 'de novo' NAD+ biosynthetic process from L-tryptophan; quinolinate metabolic process. Gene Ontology annotation, molecular function: iron ion binding; 3-hydroxyanthranilate 3,4-dioxygenase activity. The record is from RefSeq and is a predicted model, not a curated record. Gene Ontology annotation, cellular component: cytoplasm.
UCUCAUACCGGUGAACCAUGGAGCUGCUUGUAAAUGUAAGAAAAUGGAUAGAAGAAAACAAAGCUGCUUUUUUGCCCCCAGUGUGCAAUAAGCUUAUGCACUGUCAGAAGCUGAAUGUGAUGUUUGUUGGAGGACCAAACCAAAGGAAGGAUUAUCAUAUUGAAGAAGGAGAAGAGUUAUUUUACCAGGUGGAAGGAGACAUGUGCUUGAAGAUCAUUGAAAAUGGAAACCACAGAGAUAUCCACAUCAGAGAAGGGGAGAUGUUUCUCCUACCUGCCAGGAUACCACAUUCUCCUCAGAGAUAUGCAAAUACUGUGGGACUCGUGGUUGAGAGGAAAAGGCUAAACACAGAAACAGAUGGACUUAGAUAUUAUGUUGGAGAAUCAACCAACGUCCUGUUUGAAAGGUGGUUUCAUUGUGAGGAUCUUGGCACCCAACUUAUACCGAUAAUCCAAGAGUUUUUCAGCUCAACACAAUAUCACACUGGAAAACCAAAUCCAGAUGAUCUCCUGAAAGACACCCCUUUCCCACUAAAUGCCACUGGAGUCAUGGAUCCAUUUUCCUUCCAAAUCUGGCUAAAUGAUCAUCGUGGAAAAAUAAAUCAGAAGAAAUCCUUGACCAUGUUUGGAGACAACUUUGAGACAGAGGCUGUAGUUUAUGGAGAAGGAGUAAGUGAAGGAAGCAAGAAGAAUGCUGAUAUCUGGAUAUGGCAGCUGGAAGGCACAUCUGUUGUUACUAUGGAUGGUAAAACACUGAGUCUAGCUGCUGAUGACAGCCUGCUCAUCCCUGCCCUGUCUAGGUAUCACUGGAAGAGAGCGGAAGGAUGCAUUGCUCUUUACAUUACUCAAGACCCAAUACGCAAAAGACCCUAUGCCUAAUUUCUGGGAACAUAAAGUAAACAUUGAUGAUCAAAAACUUUAUCCCACAUAGAUAAUUUUAAAGAUGUUGCUGACAGGGCUGCUCAGAAACUGAAUUACAUGUCUAAUAAAAAUGUUACAAUGAAAUUUUGGUUUCAAGCAAUAGAUUCAAUUAAAUGUAAAACAUGUAUACUAUAUGCUGCAUGAUAAACUGACAGCUAUGAGUUAUUUGCUUAAAACUCAGAAGACUCAUUAUUCCAAAAGAAACGUGAAACUGAUUUAAGUAAUGCAGCCAAAAUGUACAGAUUUAUAUACUUGAUCUUGAAAGCUAAAGCUAGACAAAUUCAUCCUGGAAAUAAGGUGUACAUUUUUAACAGUGAG